AUGGCCGACUUUACCUCAUUCUGUCAACAAAUCAACUGCUCACGCGCCAGAAACCUUGCCACAUCAGUCAUGGGCGUCAACGGACUCCCAGGAGAGAUAAAGAACGCGACGGGCAUUGCGCCGGCGAAAAUGAACGGCAAAGAAUUUCACGUCGACAUGAACGGUACCUACUACGGGUUGAUGAAGGCGCGAGCCUACUCUGUCGUACAAAAAUACACGACCACGCUGACGCGCGACACCGAGCCCGCUAACCUGCACAUGCCACAGAUGGAGGAUGCGCCAGAGCGACCCGAGUCGACAGACUCGGCCUCCCCAGACCCGAACGAUGCCCAGGCGGACCUUCUGAGACGUGCGAACAUGCUCUUUGGUCUCAAAGAUAAGCUUGCUAUGGUGACGAGUGGACCCAACAGCCCCGACUCUGUCGUCGUUGACAAAGAUGGGAUGUUACAGGAUGGCACGGACCAACAGAGAGUUAUGUUCUUCGGUCACAUUGCAGAUGAACUGUACAGGAAGCUUUCUCAGUUCUGUACUCCCGAAGACGAAUCUGUCACCCUUCACUUCGAUGGAGAGCCAUCCAUUCAGAAACAGGCGGAGCACCGAGCUCGCGACGACAAGCUGCGUAAGGGCACCGACGCACUUCACCAAGCAAUCGAACAAGCACGUGUGGUGGGUGGAUCUCGUCGAAAGGCUGCUUACAAACGGUGCAGGAAUCUCUACAAGCCAACAACCGUAAUUCAAGGAGAAGUUAUAGCGGAGUUGAUCAAAAAGUACGACUGCCAUGUAUGCCUUUGCCGCUUUCAGUCGGAUACUUGCAUUGCCAAGCUUUGUGCCCAGUCUCCAAAUCCCCAGGACAUCAUUGUUGUCUCCGGUGAUUCGGACUUGAUUUGUUUCGGGGCUGUGCCGAGAGUGUUGUAUCCGAUCGGCAAGUCAAGAGAGCUCACUCUUUUCGAAAAGGAUGCGAUUUUGGAGGUCCUCGAUUUGCCUUCGGAGCGGCAUUUACUACUCGCGGCUGUUGUGACGGGCAACGACUACACUCGAGGGGUGCCAUAUUUCGGGAUCAAGAAGAACUGCGAGAUUAUUCGGGAAAUGGAGCUACCCGGCUCUGACGUCGAAUCGUUUCGUUGGUACGUCCACGAGUUUCUCGUUCGAGUGCGACACCAGCUUCUUUCCGAGAGAGUCCCUCGGAAGAAACGAAAACGAAUCGACUCGCAGCUAUCGGCUACGGUUGAAGACUUCGACCAUGCUUUAUCUGCCUUUGUGGGCGUCCAGGAAGAUGCCGUAUCCUCCGUUGAUCAGAGCCCACACCCCCAGCCCUUUACCAGUCAACAGCACACAUCGAUUGAGCAGGGAGGGCAGCGAGGCUGUAAUGCGCACGAGAUUGUCAUGAGGGCCCUGCUCGAUCUUGAGUACCAGAAGGUUGCAGAGGUUCAGGCACGUGCGGCAAUGGGAUUCACACCACCGAUGGAGGACAAGAGGCCAGCUCCCAAAAAGAAUGUAAAUCGGACCAGGACAGCGAAAACGCAGCGAGCUCGCCGGGAGGCAGCGAAAAGGAACAGGAAACGUAAAAAAUGGAAGAAAUCCAGGUUCAAGUCUCGCACUGACAAUCAGGUUCGGUACUCUCCCCACAGGGUCAGUGAUCCGUCGACAGCCACCCCUGUUUCUGAUAAUCAACUGUCGACAAUGUCCCCGUCACAACCAAAAAAGCGACCCGUCGACAAGCAGCCCAAGGCUGUUGAAGAUUCGCCUUCAGCAUCCUCGUCAUCGUCGACAGACCACUCGUCGAAGAACAAAAGACGGAAGGCGUCAUCCAAGAAAAAACUCGCGAGACCACGCGACAUCGAUGCAACCCCAACAGCACCAAAACUCAAGGACGCUUUCAAGUUUGCUUUUCCGACGAUAACCCAGACAGUUGGUUCCUUGAAAGGAUGCCUGCGCCGUAGCCUUCGACCCCUCGGGAUCUCUGAUGACCAAGUCGACACCAUUGCGAGCCGCCUGGAGAAGGCCACGAGCCUGAUCAAUGAAGCUCGUCCCCACGUGUUCAGGAUGAUACAGCUGUUUUUACUGGAAGAAGUCACAACAGCGUUUAGCCCGCAAGGAGCCUCAGGGGAGACGAAUGUCGAUCUGCUGGACCUGGUGAUGAACAAGGCUUCCGGUCAGAUGUUCAUCCGUGGAUUAAUGUCGUUGGCCUUGAAUGGAAAGAUUGUUGAGAAAAAGUGCAAGAAGUCCGAGUCCAUCCGUGCUCGAGAGCUCGCACAGAGGGUCUAUGCCCGAUACAAGACGAUCAUUCCCCACUUUUCGCCCAUUAACACUACCGACAUCCCCCUGGGCGACAUGCAGAUGGAGUUUGGACUUGCCACGAUGAUGGUAAAACUGGGAUGGAGCAAAGACAUCAUACCUCUCGUUGACGGAGACGUGCCUCCUGAAGCCCAACGACAGCAGGACAACGACGCUCUAGACGAAUCUCCAACGACUGCGCCCCUGGGAUCAGACGAAUAUGCGGCCGACGACGACGGAUGCUACAAGUUCAAGGCGGGCUUUCUCAGGGAUUGGUGGGACCACUUACUCUCGCUACCUGCAGAGAAGCGACCUGUGUUCUGUCCUCAGCCGAAGCUUCGGGAUGCGUUUGUGAUGAUACCGGAGCGAGCAGUGUGGAGAAUUCUAUGGGGAGGAACUGCGAGGAACAAUCCAGCCAAGACGAUCGUGGAGACGAUUUUGAGUCGCGCGGAGGCGUCGGAUUGUGUUGAUUCGGACUAUGGAAAAGUGCUUGAGACGCUUUUCUAUGGGCGAAGAAGACCCGUUGGCCACGACAACGACGGAGGACCAGACCUGAGACGGACACCCUACGCAAAACGGACGACAAGAAUGGCAGAACUUGCGGAAGGUGAUCCUUCUAGGUUUGGUUAUCGGUCAUUGCAGGACUACUGUAACAGGAAGCUGGCCUACCUUCGAGUUGCUGCGAACUGUCGGGAUGAAGGAGUACCAUGUACGCAAUCACCGCCAGAGUUUCCCGCCAACCCCUGUACAAAAUCACGCUAUGCUUUGAACAAUAUGAUUCGAAGUAACGGCUUGGAGCUGCAGGUCCUCGCCUACGACACCAAACACGAGCCACAUGGAGCCCUGGACCCAGUCAUGCGUAUCGAAAAAGUAUUACCUGACGAGGACGCUAUCGCCAGGAUAUUCCAGGGGAAAAUACCAAAGUGUCGCGGGUGGGACCCUGGGGAGUUGGUGACGGCGGCUUUAUGUCUGAUCGAGCACGAACGUGAGUGGAAUGGAGCACCAGACCCUGGGGAUCCACCUGUGACCAACCUAAUGAUACGUCGAGCAGCUUUAUACUCUCCCACCACUGCAGCUCGAUCCGAAAGAGAGAGAGUCAAAAACAGGAAGCUUCGAGUGGUGCCGGGCGAGAGUAUCGAUGGAGGAAUUUGGGCGAGGGGUGUCGAUCCAAAGGGAGCCAGGACAGACGUACAGUCCAUUCAGGAGAUCGAAAGCUGCUUGCCCCCAAAAGGCCAAGUAACCGUGGAGGAUUUCGAGGAUGCUGUUCGUGUUAGAGUGUCUACGGAGCCCUUGCUUCGGGAGUUUGAAGGCUCACUACACAUGAAAAAAGCCGCCUGGGAGGAGAAGAAAGCCGUUCGUGCCGAACUGGAUAUGGCUGUGGCUGCAAUCCUACGCCUUUGUGGACCGGAGCCGUGUCUUAUUGCUAUUGGCAACGGCAAGUUUCGAACGGGGAUAAACUUGGCUUCCAAGCAUGAGACAUUGCAGAGUCAUUUUGCCAAGAAGGCGCGAGCACAUGGCCACCUUGUCGUUUUGGUUGAUGAAUACCUGUCCUCGACCGUUUGCCCAGCUUGCACUGCCCGAGGAGAGACCUCCAGGAUGGCAAAGCCGACUUCAAGAUCUUGUGUCUGCCUCGCCUGUGGUCGAUGGAUCAACAGGGACUCGGUCAUUGAAGAUGUUCCCCAUUCCGACUACUUCAAAGGACUGAAACCCGCAGAGAUCAACCACAUCGCCUACUUCAAACAUUGCGACGCGUCAUAUACUCAGAAACAGUACCACCAAAACCUAUGGAUGGGAACAAUCUUGCCAAUCAUCGAAGGCACGACGAUUCAGCGCGUUGCUGAUCAGCACACACGGCUGAAUCAGGAGUGGAAGGUAAAGGCAGAGACCGACAGGUUCUGGAGCAGUGUCAUGAAUGAUGAGCUGGAGGCCAAGGCGAGGGCAAACAACAAGCGCCAGAUUACCGCCCUGCGUGAGCAUGUGGUCAACCAGCUGGAGAACACUUACGGGUACUACAGCAAGCGAACAAGGAUCCUGAACAGCUUCAAGGGUACAGAGUCCACCAGCUCCUCGACCGACCCCACCUUCAACACAGACGACCUGUCGGAUAGGAGCACAGAAGAAGAUGAUGCGCCCGUGACCCUCAGUCGACUCGUAGGCCCAGGGACCUUGUCUUCCAAGCUGUCGCGUAAGUCCCUUUAUUACAAGGGCAACGUCUGUAUCUCGCAGAAGCUGAUGACCUACCGCCAUAAGCAGGUCGAGGACGAGUCCUUUCUGCAGGACCCACAGGUGGACAACAUCCUCGCAUUGAAUUUCAUUUUUCACGCUGAGUUUCCACGAGAUUUGCGAGCGAGUGAGAAGGCUCGAUGGGAGUGCACUCUCGAGCAGGCCGACAUGACCCUUAUCAUGGACAUUGCCGUGAUGUGCUCGAUGCAAGAGCGAGCCGAGGCCCUAAAAUAA
Molecule: messenger RNA, 4731 nt
Organism: Linnemannia hyalina
Lineage: Eukaryota; Fungi; Mortierellomycota; Mortierellomycetes; Mortierellales; Mortierellaceae
Source: the annotation of a GenBank genome assembly